Molecule: messenger RNA, 1570 nt
Organism: Cuculus canorus (common cuckoo)
Lineage: Eukaryota; Metazoa; Chordata; Aves; Cuculiformes; Cuculidae
Gene: MRPL45
Product: mitochondrial ribosomal protein L45
Exons: 8
Coding region: 87-992 (301 amino acids)
Cellular component (GO): mitochondrion
Source: RefSeq, a predicted model, not a curated record
UACAUCGUCACGUGACCCGUUGUAAGGGCCUCCCCCGCCCACGUGACUAACUCCGGCCACGUCCCGGCAGGCCUCGCGGCGGGAAGAUGGCGGCCGCCAUGAAGGCGGGGCUGCGCGGGCUGGGCCUGCGGGCGGGCUGGCAGACUCUGGAGUCCGUGCUCCGUCCUGCUGGAGCAGCUUUGCCCUGUCUCAUCAUUCCAGUGAGAACGAAGAAGAAGAGGUUUUCUGUUCCUGAGUGGGCCAGAGAGCUGACCCCUGAAGAGAAGGAGAGGAGGCUCAAGUCACUGGGGACAGUAUUUCCUGAGGAACAUAUGGAACGGACCUUCUACUUGGCCUGCACAGCUGAUAUUAUAGACCCGUACAUCCCUCCUGAAGGUGAUGCCCGCUUGACUUCCCUGUCCAAAGAUGGGCUGAAGCAAAAGAUGGAGAAGAUGAAGCGGACUGCAGCCUCCCAGCUGGCUCUGCGGAAGAUAAAAGAUCACGAUCCGAAUUUCAGCUCUAAAACCUUCCCAGAGAAGGCACAGGAGAUAUUUAUUGAAGCCCACAAUUCACUGGCAAACUUUAACAAGCAGAAGCUUCACUCCCUGGUGACGGAGCGCUGCUACCCGGAGAUGGUUCGUGGGAACCGGUACAAGACCAUCCGGUGGAGUUUUGUGGAGUCGCUUGAGCCUCCAAGAGUGGUUCACAUUCGGUGCGACAGCAUCGUGAAUCGAGGCAACCUCUACGGCCAGGUGACGGUGCGGAUGCACACGCGGCAGAUCUUGGCAAUCUAUGACCGCUUUGGGCGGCUGAUGUACGGGGGGGAGCAGGUGCCCAAGGACGUUUUGGAGUACGUUGUGUUUGAGAAGUACUUGGUCAAUCCGUAUGGCACGUGGAGGAUGCACGGCAAGAUCGUUCCGGAGUGGGCUCCACCGAAGGAACCCAUUGUUAAGACGGUGAUGAUUCCUGGCCCAACCUUAGAUCCCUCACAAGAGUAUGAAGGAACGAAGUAGGAAGCUGUGGAGCCUGUACAGAGACAGCAGGGCAGACGAAUCUGGAGGGAAGGAGUGGAAAAGUCUCAGGAGGUGAUGUGUUGGGUAUGGCUGUGCCUUUCUAGUGCACAAUCAAGUGGCUUCAGAAAUGGACUCCAGUCUCUAAGAAGUUGUAUUUCAAGGAGCAAGAGGGACCUGGGAGGGAGAUUUGGCUCUGAGAAGAGCUUUCCUGUGUCCAAAUAACUUAGUGUGUUGCAUCUUAGCCCUAUCUGUGUUUCUGAAAAAGUGAGAAGUCAGUUCUCUUCAGGACUGCUCUUCAGGCUCACCUCAGAGAGAGGCGAGAGCCCUUGGCAGCAGAAGUCUGUCCAGAUAUGGGUAUUUGGCACUUCCAUGGGAAGCAUCAUAGGCCUGAUGGGCUUUGAUUAAAACCUGCAGGAGUAAGCGUUGAUGUGUUCUCUUCCCAUUCUCUUUUCCUCUCUGUACCGAUUCCCAGGCUGCUUUUUUUGAACAGAAAAUGGGGAAAAGCAGGAACUUGAAAUCAGAUUCUUGAGGCAGGAUUACCACAAUUGGACUCCUGGGGAUUGUUAAGGGCCAAGCUU